Molecule: messenger RNA, 1548 nt
Organism: Clavispora lusitaniae ATCC 42720
Lineage: Eukaryota; Fungi; Ascomycota; Pichiomycetes; Serinales; Metschnikowiaceae
Gene: GIT4
Product: Glycerophosphocholine permease GIT4
Biological process (GO): transmembrane transport
Cellular component (GO): membrane
Molecular function (GO): transmembrane transporter activity
Source: RefSeq, a predicted model, not a curated record
AUGUCUUCCAGAGAUUUGCCGCGGUCGUUCACGUCUUGGUACAAACGAUUCCCUGAUGAGAUCACAUUGAACAAAAAAACAGUUGAAGAAACUGAAGACGAAAAGGCCGUUCGCAAAGUGCAAAUGAAGAAUUUAUGGCCGGCAUUCAUUUCUGGCGCUGGUUUGUUCUCCGAUGGCUAUGUCAAUAACUCUAUCGGAACGGUCACAACCUGUUUGUCUCUUCUUUACAAAGAGAAGUAUACCCAUUCCAAUGCUAUCUCCAACAUCGCAGCCAUUGCUUUUGCUGGAACUGUUAUUGGCCAAUUGUCGUUUGGAUACAUCUCGGAUCACUAUGCCAGAAAAGGCGGCAUGUUGGUGGCGAAUGUGGCACUUAUUUUCUUUGCCCUUCUCUGUGCUGUUGCAACCUGGGGCAAAACUCCAGAAGGCACUUUUGCUGCCGUCACCACAUGUAGAUUCUUUUUGGGUAUUGCCAUUGGUGCCGAAUACCCUACUUCAUCUGUCAUUGCCUCCGAAUUUGCUAACCAAUUGCCAUCUGGCCACAGAAACAGAUACUUUUGCUGGUUCACCAACUCGUGCAUCGAUCUUGGAUUUGUCAUUUCCUCAUUUGUCCCAUUGGUUUUGUUAUGGAUCUUUUCUGAAAGACAUUUGACUGUUGUUUGGAGAUUGACUUUGGCUCUUGGUGCCAUUCCUCCAAUCUCGUUGUUUUUCAUGAGAAGAAAAAUGACCAACUCCGAAGCCUACGAAAAACUUAAUAUGAAGACCGUCACUAAUUUCCCAUUUUGGCUCACAAUCAAGUUCUACUGGUUUAGAUUGAUCGUGGUGUCUAUCAUUUGGUUUAUUUACGAUUUCUCGGCUUAUUCAUUCUCCCUUUAUUCAUCAUAUAUUCUUUCUGUCAUUUUGCCUGAUAGUGAUAUCUACAAAAGUUGGGGUUGGAAUGUGGUUUUCAACUUGUUCUAUAUUCCAGGAACAUUCCUCGGAGGAUAUUGUACCGAUUUCUUCGGUCCCAGACUCACUCUUGCUGUUGGCCUUACUUGUCAAGCUAUAGUUGGGUUUGGAAUGACUGCUGGUUAUUCACAUUUAAAGCAUCACAUUGCUGCGUUUGUUGUUGUCUUUGGUAUUUUCACCACCCUUGGAGAAUUCGGUCCAGGUAAUAAUGUGGGUAUUUUGGCUGCGAAAACUUCAGCGACUCCAAUCAGAGGCCAGUACUAUGGUAUUGCUGCUGCUACGGGUAAGGUUGGCGCCUUUGUUGGCACCUAUAUUUUCCCCAUUAUUCUUAGAAGGUAUAAGGGUGACAAGGGCAUUCACACUGCUUUUUAUAUCUCGUCUGCAUUGUGUCUCUUUUCAGCAAUAUUGACUGUUUUCUUUGUACCUUCGGUUGAUCAGGAGGCUAUCAACAAGGAGGAUGUUGCCUACGUGAACUACUUGAAAUCCCAUGGAUUCGAUAUCAGCAAUAUGGGUAAUGGAACAGUCUCUGAAUAUGUUGAAAGUGAAAGCACCGAAUUUGACCAGAAACGGAGCGAGGCUAAAGUGGAUACCUACUCUGUCUAG